CGGACGCGCCAAAAAGAAUAGAGAGGGAGACUGGACAGUUCCUUGAGGUGAUUUUGGGGUAACUGCUCCCCGACUCUUUCCCGAGGCCGCGGUGGAAAAACUGCUGCUGUGAUUGAAGGGAUCCGGCCUUGCGCAGGGACGUCUAAGGCUAAAGAAAAUCUUAAGACCUGACAGGGAUGGCCUGAGGAGCUGGAGGCUCUUCUUAGCCCUUUGUGCUUCCCCCCGGGAGGGAGGGAGAAUCAGGCCAUUGGGAUUAGCACAUACCCCGGAGUCGUGAACUGGGAGAGCCUGGGAACCCCCGUCCCAUGCAAAAGACAUGAGUGGCGAGUGCAGAGGAAGAGGAUUUGGACAGGGAAGAUUUCAAAGCUGGAGAAGAGGAAGAGGUGGUGGGAACUUUUCAGGAAAAUGGAGGGGAAGAGAACACAGACCUAACCUGAGUAAAGCCAUGGGAAAAAAUAGUUCUGAACAAACCCCACAACCUUUGCUACUACAGUCAACAUUGGAUCAAUUCAUACCAUAUAAAGGCUGGAAACUUUAUUUCUCUGAAGUUUACAGUGAUAACUCUCCUUUUAUUGAGAAGAUUCAAGCAUUUGAAAAAUUUUUCAUAAGGCAUAUUGAAUUAUAUGAUAAGGAUGAAAUAGAAAGAAAGGGAAGUAUUUUGGUGGAUUUUAAAGAAUUGACAAAAGGUGACGAAAUAACUAAUUUGAUACCAAAUAUAGCGAAUGAACUAAGGGAUGCACCUGAGAAAAUCUUGGCUUGCAUGGGUCUGGCAAUACAUCAGGUAUUAACUAAGGACCUUGAAAGGCAUGCAGCUGAAUUACAAGCCCAAGAAGGAUUGUCUAGUGAUGGGGAAACAAUGGUAGAUGUGCCACAUAUUUAUGCAAGGAUAUACAACUAUGAGCCCUUGACACAUCUCAAGAAUGUCCGAGCAAAUUACUAUGGAAAAUACAUUGCUUUAAGAGGGACAGUGGUUCGUGUCAGUAAUAUAAAGCCUCUUUGCACCAAGAUGGCUUUUCUUUGUGCUGCAUGUGGAGAGGUUCAGAGUUUUCCUCUUCCAGAUGGAAAAUACAAUCUUCCCACAAAGUGUCCUGUGCCUGCAUGUCGAGGGAAGUCUUUUGCUGCUCUCCGUAGUUCUCCUCUCACAGUAACAAUGGACUGGCAGUCAAUCAAAAUCCAGGAGCUUAUGUCUGAUGCUCAGCGAGAAGCAGGUCGAAUUCCACGAACAAUAGAAUGUGAACUUGUUCAUGACCUUGUGGAUAGCUGUGUACCAGGAGACACAGUGACUGUUACUGGAAUUGUCAAAGUCUCAAAUGCUGAUGAAGGUUCUCGAAACAAGAAUGACAAGUGCAUGUUCCUUUUGUACAUUGAAGCAAAUUCUGUUAGCAAUAGCAAAGGACAGAAAACAAAGACUGAGGAUGGUUGUAAGCAUGGAACAUUGAUGGAGUUCUCACUUAAAGACCUUUAUGCUAUCCAAGAGAUUCAAGCUGAAGAAAACCUGUUUAAACUUAUUGUCAACUCACUUUGCCCAGUCAUUUUUGGUCAUGAACUUGUUAAAGCAGCUUUGGCAUUGGCACUCUUUGGAGGUAGCCAGAAAUAUGCAGAUGACAAAAACAGAAUUCCAAUUCGAGGAGACCCACAUGUCCUUGUUGUUGGGGAUCCAGGCUUGGGAAAAAGUCAGAUGCUACAGGCAGUAUGCAACGUUGCACCACGUGGUGUGUAUGUCUGUGGUAACACUACGACCACCUCUGGUCUGACUGUAACCCUUUCAAAAGAUAGUUCCUCCGGUGAUUUUGCUUUGGAAGCUGGGGCUCUGGUACUUGGUGAUCAAGGCAUUUGUGGAAUAGAUGAAUUUGAUAAGAUGGGAAACCAACAUCAAGCCUUGUUAGAAGCCAUGGAACAGCAAAGUAUUAGCCUUGCUAAGGCUGGUGUGGUUUGUAGCCUUCCUGCAAGAACUUCCAUUAUUGCUGCUGCAAAUCCAGUUGGGGGACACUACAAUAAAGCGAAAACAGUUUCUGAGAAUUUGAAAAUGGGGAGUGCCCUACUAUCCAGAUUUGAUUUGGUCUUUAUCCUGUUAGAUACUCCAAAUGAGCAGCACGAUCACUUACUCUCUGAACAUGUAAUUGCAAUAAGAGCUGGAAAGCAGAGAACUAUUAGCAGUGCCACAGUAGCUCGUAUGAAUAGUCAAGAUUCAAAUACUUCUGUACUUGAAGUGGUAUCUGAGAAACCAUUAUCAGAAAGACUAAAGUUGGUUCCUGGAGAAACAAUAGAUCCGAUUCCCCACCAGCUAUUGAGAAAGUACAUUGGCUAUGCUCGACAGUAUGUCUGCCCAAAGCUGUCCACAGAAGCUGCUCAAGUUCUUCAAGAUUUCUACCUGGAGCUCCGGAAACAGAGCCAGCGGUUAAAUAGCUCACCAAUCACUACCAGGCAGCUGGAAUCUUUGAUUCGUCUAACAGAGGCACGAGCAAGGUUGGAAUUAAGAGAGGAAGCAACCAAAGAAGAUGCUGAAGAUAUAGUUGAAAUUAUGAAAUAUAGCAUGUUAGGAACUUACUCUGAUGAAUUUGGAAACCUAGAUUUUGAGCGGUCCCAGCAUGGCUCUGGAAUGAGCAACCGGUCAACAGCAAAAAGAUUUAUUUCUGCUCUCAAUAGCAUUGCUGAAAGAACUUACAAUAAUCUGUUUCAAUUUCAUCAACUUCGACAGAUUGCUAAAGAGCUAAACAUUCAGGUUGCUGAUUUUGAAAGCUUUAUUGGGUCACUCAACGACCAAGGUUACCUCUUGAAAAAAGGUCCAAAGAUUUACCAACUUCAAACUACGUAAAGUGGCUUUGCCUUGUCAGGGCCUCUAUUUUAAGCCAUCUCAAAAAUAAAGACUAUGCAAAAACUGUUCUCUGAAAGAUAAUGUCCUAAAAUAAUAGGAAAAAAUGUUAGAUAAUGGUCAACUAAUAUAAGAAGUGAUAAAGUCAUGUGUUAAAAUUCUACAUCUUCUCCAAAAAGCUAAAAAUACAUUACUUACAUUGUUUUAUCUAAAUGAUAUAAAUUAUUUAUAGUUGAAUUUUUGUCAUGUUUAUAUUUGUUUUGCAUAUUAGAUGUUCAUAGGGAAAACAUUCAGAUAAUACCUAAACAAAUGAGCAUGUCCAUGUUCCAAAAAAAAAUUUGUUUUUAACACCAAAAUCUGAAUUUCAUAAAACUUUCCUGUUGAGAAUAUAAAAUAUUCUGAAUUUCUUUUUAACCAUUUAGUAAUUAUAGGUAGUGUAUCUGAUUUGGCCCAUAGGCUAGUUUGUAGACUCUUGGUUGCAAACAAUAGAACUUGACUAAGCAAGAAAAGUUGUUUUGGGGAAGAAUUUUGGUAAGCUAAUAGAAUUGUAAAAAAGUGGAUGACCCAAGAGGAUAAGCUUCCAGAAGCAGUUUGGAAAACCAUGCCUUAGAACUAGCCUGAAAAGGGAACUGAUAACACCCUGCUGCCACACUGGAUGCUGUAUAGGAAUGUGCUACUGCCCCCUUGCCCCAUGGAUGUCACUUACAUGCCAGGAACCUCUGUAGAAAGGCCAAAGAAUACUGCUACCCACACCAGAAUAGUAACAAAGGGAUUCUUCAUGGGUAUCUUAAAUUGCUGAAUUCUAAAGAGAAGUCCUAUCCAGAAACAGUUAAAGAAGGCUUUUCAUAGGAUGCUAGGGAGUUUUCCCAGUUCUACUUCAGGGAGACUGGACCACUAACAUCAGAAUUUUCCACGUUUUGUGAGUGAAUUCAAACUGAACUGCCAUAUAUUCAUGUAUGUAGUCAACAAAUACUUUAAAAUAUAGGCAGUGUAAGCCAUUGUUUGAAAAUCAACUAAAACCCUCAGCAAACCAAAUGAAUGAAAAAAAAUAUAUAGAAGACAAUGAAUAUGUAACCAAAAUAAAACCAAAAAUAUGGGUCUUACAUUAAAUAUUUAACCAAUAAUAAGAUCACAACUAAAAUUAAUGUGGGAGUAUAGCCAUACAACUCAAUGUGAAUAUUAAAAGCUGGAUUUUUGAAAAGGUAGAUUGUAAUGUAAAUAUGUCUUUAAAAGACUAGUGUAGGCUGGGUGCUGUGGUGCAUGCCUACUGUAAUC
Sciurus carolinensis (gray squirrel) is the source of this 4087-nucleotide messenger RNA. RefSeq names its product minichromosome maintenance 8 homologous recombination repair factor (gene Mcm8). Bases 317 to 2815 code for a protein of 832 amino acids. Lineage: Eukaryota; Metazoa; Chordata; Mammalia; Rodentia; Sciuridae. The transcript is spliced from 19 exons. Gene Ontology annotation, cellular component: MCM complex; nucleus. Gene Ontology annotation, biological process: double-strand break repair via homologous recombination. Gene Ontology annotation, molecular function: single-stranded DNA helicase activity; ATP binding; single-stranded DNA binding. The record is from RefSeq and is a predicted model, not a curated record.